Molecule: messenger RNA, 3020 nt
Organism: Ilex paraguariensis (yerba mate)
Lineage: Eukaryota; Viridiplantae; Streptophyta; Magnoliopsida; Aquifoliales; Aquifoliaceae
Source: the annotation of a GenBank genome assembly
UAUCAAUUGGGUCUUGCAAGUUGCAAAUAUGAUGAUUUUAUGAUUCAUCCUCUUCUUCUUCCCAUGCUCAACUCUCUUAUGGGUUCUCACAUUUGGCUGAACAUGGAAACCUGAAUUCCAUUUCUCACAGAAACAAUUUCACUCCAUUGAAUUCCUCUUCUCAUCUUUCCAGACAAUAUUUCUCACUUUUGAAGAAUAAUCGUGAAAAGACAUUAAGGAGCAUUAAAAAGCUUGGAAUAGAAGGCUAAAUCAAGCUCACCAGUGAUGGAUUUGCUCACUAUAAACCCCUGGUGGAGGACCAAACCGGGCAAUCUAUCUGCAGCCUACCUAUCCUUUGGAAAUUCUACUUUUACAUGUAGGAAGCUUACUGGCUCCUAUGAUUUACCUGUUCUCAUAUCCGCCAAACUACGCAGAAGAUUUGGCGCUUCCAUAAGGGCCUUUGCAGGUCAGAAAGUGGUUAAGAAGUUGAGAAGGAAAGGAAAAACACAAAAAGAUGUGACGUCACCACCUAAUAAGCCUCUCUUCAAUGAAGAUGAUGGGCAAGCAGAUAGGCCUCCUUCAGGAGAUGAUUACAUUCAUGACAACAAUCAAACAUCCUCUUUGAGCAAUUUGGAUGCACAGACUGCAGUUGCCAUCCCAACCCGGAGUGCUGUGCUUCAAGCGUGUAUCGUUACUUCUGGUUUAAUUGGUGCUUUGGGUGUUCUAGUUCGACAGGUUUCCCAUGUUGCAUCAACAGAAGGAUGGCCGAUCAUUGACUGCUCUACCACACUAUCAUUUGGUUUCGAGUUGUGGCAUCUUGAGUUAAUAACAGGAUUAGUUAUACUGAUAUCGUCAUGCCGAUACUUAUUACUGAAGACAUGGCCGGAUUUUGCCGAGUCUAGUGAAGCAGCCAAUUCACAGGUCCUUACAUCACUCCAACCUUUUGAUUAUAUAGUUGUAGCAAUCCUGCCCGGAGCUAGUGAGGAACUUCUUUUUCGUGGUGCAUUGUUACCGCUUUUUGGAAUCAAUUGGACGAGUGCCUUGGUAGUUGCUGCAUUAUUUGGGGUCUUGCACUUGGGCAGUGGUCGAAAGUACUCCUUUGCAGUCUGGGCGACAUUUGUGGGGUUUGUCUAUGGUUACGCUACAAUAGUAUCAUCAAGCAUCAUUGUACCAAUGGCCUCCCAUGCAGUGAAUAAUCUAGUUGGAGGCAUCAUGUGGCGCUACACAUCAAAACCAUAAAAAUAGAUCAGGUAUAUUUUUACACCAGAUGGUGUACAUAGUAUUCAGUGUUGAUAAUUAGACAUCCACACAUCCUCUCGUUUAAUUUCUUCCAUUAAUUUGUAACUUUGAGGGAACCUGAGAUCUAAGAGCCAAAAAAAAAGGAACCUAAAUCCCACAUAGCCUUAGCCAUCAAAUGGAGUUGGCUCUCCACCUCGACUACCAACAGAUCUGAAACAUGAGAUGAGCAGGCAUACAUAACAUUGGUUGUCUCUUGAAUUGGGAGGUCUUUGGUCAUAAAGAAAAUAAGUCUUCAUUACAACCCUAUUUUCUUAUUUUUAAAAUUUCAUCUAGAAAAGCAACAAACUUUCAAGCAACUAAAAGUUAAACAAAACUCCCACUGAAUCAUCUUUCAGUCCUAGAAAGUCGGAGUAGAUUUAUAAUAUGGAAAAAAUGUAUUUUGGAAUUGAGUUAUGUGAAGAGAGCUAUCCCACAUUGACAGUUCAGGUACACCCAAGAUUGAUUUGUAUACUUGAGGGACCACUCCACUUAUUGUCAAUUGAUUUUGGGUUGGUGGGCCUAGUGUCUCCCUUCUUUGUAUUCCUUGGUCUGGUUAGCCUGGGUCGGAAAAGUACUAGGUUUCUUGGUCCUGAAAGUCCAUAAUUAAAACCAACCAUAAAAGAGGCAAAGGAUCAAUAUCCCAUGCACUUUGUCUUAAUUGCUUUCUAAUCCACAAUAUCAAUGGCAGAUUUACUGAAUUUUCCAUUAUUUUUGAAUGUACCAUCCAGAUUCACCAAAUUUGUUCCAGACUAUUAAUACUCAUGUAUCCUUAAUGCUUUGGAUCCCUUCCAAGAUUUGAUCCCUAAUUAAUUGGAAUGGUUGGAUGAAUGGAUCCCAAAAGAAAAAGUUAAUGGGACCCAAUAGAAAGAAUUAACGGGAUCCAGUGAUCCAAUCUUUAAACUUGAUUUGGGAUGUAAAGUUUGGAAAGUGUUUUGGGAAAUGAAACUGUGCUGCUUUUAUAUAUGUGCAUCUGGAUGAACUGCUAGAACAGACACAUUAAAGAGUACUCAAGAAAACUACCCGAGUUUGUGCUCUCUUGAAACCAUGAGCAAAUUUGUGAUAGUAAUCUCUGUGCUAAUUCUUGUGGCCUGUGUGGUCCAGAUUGAGGUCGAGGGUGCCACUGGUCGUCUCCCAUUUAUAGUCAAUAUGCAAGAUCUUUCACCAGAUGACACAGUUGUUGUAUACCAUAAUUCAUCCUCCCUUGUUGAACUUUCCAUAUUUUUCUUAUAUAUAAUGAGUUAUUACUGUCCUUUGCCUUCGAAAAUAUGCCCUCAACUGUCACCUUGGCUACAAUUAAUGUCCAGUUGGUGCUUAGGAUUAUCACUUUGCUACCUAUAAGUGCUGAGCAGACAGAUUUAAUCAUCUGAUCUGACCUGCAAGUGUAUUACAAAGUAGCAUCUACUGGAUUUGUUUCUUUUUUCGAGAUGGAAUGGUGCUUGACACUAUCAUUUUUUUUUGUUUGGGGGUGGGGGGUGGGGUUAGUGGUGUUAUUCUCAUUGAGAUGGUUAUAGAUUGUGAUUGUGGUCUUACUUUAUGAUCAACUUGGACUGACAAUUUUGGCUUCUUUGAUUGUGGAGCAUGCAUCAGCCGCUACCAAAUUGCUUGUUGUAAAUGCGAUGUACGUGUAGUACCUCCCCGCUGUAUGCAGUGCUGUCGUGAAGAAUGAGCUUAGUAGUCGAUGCCUAGGAUCAUGUUCUAAAUAAGGAUCCCUUUCAUACUGAAAAUGUAAGAAAUGUUGAAAUAAAUGCAGUCUUACAUAUUUA